AUGACCACCUCUAUCCCUUCUCUUAUUUCAAUCCCGUAUAAUGUCUUCGCAAGCCCAGCAGCCUCGAUCUUGUUACCUAUCGCACUAGGUACAACGACAGGCCUUGGUUCUGGAGUCAAACAGUCGCAGACUGCGUACCAUGCGAUGAAACAGCCGCCUUUAAGCCCACCAGCCCAAGUCUUCGGUCCCGCCUGGACGCUUCUAUAUGGAUUGAUGGGUUACGCAUCCCACCGGGCUAUCACAAUGUCACCGCCUUCCUCCGCCUCGACAGACAAGAUGGGGGCUCUAUAUACUAUCCAACUUGGCGUGAAUAUAUUAUGGAUGCCUCUGUUUUUUGGGAUGCGCCGAGUGGAUCUUGCAGCGGCUGAUAUCGUGUUACUCGCUGGUCUAAAUGGGUACCUAACGUAUCUGUACUUUUCAGUCGACAACCUGGCGGGCUGGUGUCAAGUGCCACACCUGGCCUGGCUUGCGUUUGCGACGUAUUUGACCGGCGGAGUGGGUUAUCUGAAUAAUUGGGAUAUUUCCAAAGCCAAGCUAGGAAAGAGGGUAUGA
Annulohypoxylon maeteangense is the source of this 552-nucleotide messenger RNA. RefSeq names its product TspO/MBR-related protein. Gene Ontology annotation, cellular component: mitochondrial outer membrane. Bases 1 to 552 code for a protein of 183 amino acids. NCBI's taxonomy places the organism in Eukaryota, Fungi, Ascomycota, Sordariomycetes, Xylariales, Hypoxylaceae. The transcript has 2 exons. The record is from RefSeq and is a predicted model, not a curated record.